Athene cunicularia (burrowing owl) is the source of this 885-nucleotide messenger RNA. RefSeq names its product coiled-coil domain-containing protein 8 homolog. The coding region runs from base 1 to 885 and encodes 294 amino acids. The transcript has 2 exons. Gene Ontology annotation, cellular component: plasma membrane. NCBI's taxonomy places the organism in Eukaryota, Metazoa, Chordata, Aves, Strigiformes, Strigidae. Gene Ontology annotation, biological process: neuron projection development. The record is from RefSeq and is a predicted model, not a curated record.
AUGACAUUUAAGAAAAGAACCAGCCCCAAGGCCCAACGCAAGACCAGCCCCAAGGCCCAACGCAAGACCAGCCCCAAGGCCCAACGCAAGACCAGCCCCAAGGCCCAACGCAAGACCAGCCCCAAGGCCCAACGCAAGACCAGCCCCAAGGCCCAACGCAAGACCAGCCCCAAGGCCCAACGCAAGACCAGCCCCAAGGCCCAACGCAAGACCAGCCCCAAGGCCCAACGCAAGACCAGCCCCAAGGCCCAACGCAAGACCAGCCCCAAGGCCCAACGCAAGACCAGCCCCAAGGCCCAACGCAAGACCAGCCCCAAGGCCCAACGCAAGACCAGCCCCAAGGCCCAACGCAAGACCAGCCCCAAGGCCCAACGCAAGACCAGCCCCAAGGCCCAACGCAAGACCAGCCCCAAGGCCCAACGCAAGACCAGCCCCAAGGCCCAACGCAAGACCAGCCCCAAGGCCCAACGCAAGACCAGCCCCAAGGCCCAACGCAAGACCAGCCCCAAGGCCCAACGCAAGACCAGCCCCAAGGCCCAACGCAAGACCAGCCCCAAGGCCCAACGCAAGACCAGCCCCAAGGCCCAACGCAAGACCAGCCCCAAGGCCCAACGCAAGACCAGCCCCAAGGCCCAACGCAAGACCAGCCCCAAGGCCCAACGCAAGACCAGCCCCAAGGCCCAACGCAAGACCAGCCCCAAGGCCCAACGCAAGACCAGCCCCAAGGCCCAACGCAAGACCAGCCCCAAGGCCCAACGCAAGACCAGCCCCAAGGCCCAACGCAAGACCAGCCCCAAGGCCCAACGCAAGACCAGCCCCAAGGCCCAACGCAAGACCAGCCCCAAGGCCCAACGCAAGACCAGCCCCAAGGCCUGCCCAACCUAA